This is a messenger RNA of Diachasmimorpha longicaudata, 3835 nucleotides long. RefSeq lists its product as uncharacterized. NCBI's taxonomy places the organism in Eukaryota, Metazoa, Arthropoda, Insecta, Hymenoptera, Braconidae. The record is from RefSeq and is a predicted model, not a curated record. The coding region runs from base 221 to 1660 and encodes 479 amino acids. The transcript has 5 exons.
UCUUCUCGAUGAAUGAGACAAGUAUUUCGCUGUUAACAAUAAUAUUACGUCGAAUUAUAGUAGUUUUUGAGCCAAUGUUUUCCCAGUCGAUAUAUAUAAUUUAAAGAAAGUGAAAGAAAAAAAAAACACAACGACCAUUUCUUCUUUUUUUGUUUCACACGCCUCAGGUGCCAUCACAUCCUUCCUUCCUUGAUCCGUCAAUUAAAAACUAACGUGGAAAAUGAACUCUGCCGAGGAAUUGUAUAGUGCCGAGCAGAUAAACAUUCCCAUAACAUUCCCUGAUAUUCUAAAAUUAUACGUUAAAUCGGCCAUUCGUACUCAGCCCUACGAUCUCUUAACCUGGACCGCAGCUUACUUUCGUGCACUGGCCAAUGACGAGGUGCCUCCAGUGAAGGAACGCUUCGACCAUCCGCCUUUCACCCAUCCAACGGGUCUCACUCCAAGCUACCUGAGGAUCCUGUUCAAUCAAUUUGGCCGGCCGUCCUACGGCAGCUGUAUAGCCUUGAAGGCCCUUUUUCAACGGUGGCAAGCGAUGGCUCUCACCGACUUACUCCUUUAUCGAAUUCUCAAGAUUGGUCAUCUUUUGCACAAUGAGAUUGAUCUGUACCGAUUUUUGGCGGUUGCCUGUGGGCUUUUGGGCAAUAAUCUCGUUGACACGAUGAUUCAUAUUUGCGAGUUGCUGACGUGCGAACCAGUCGGCGGUUCUGCUAUGAUACCACAUCAAAUCCUAGUGAAUCUCUACGGAUACCUGGCCAACCUCGAUGGCACCGGUCAAACCCCGGCGGAGACAUCUGAAAUAGGCAGUGUUGAGGGAACGACCGAUUCGCCCUCAUCCGGAGAUAUCCUCUCUCGAGAUUCAGGAUCAAUUUACACGUGUCAGGAUGAAAGUUGCUCGGAGGCAGGUGGGCACAGCAAAGUGACCCACGGCUGGGCAAGCAUAAAGACGUUGGGUGAUGAUAGAGGUCUUGAGAAUUGUGCUCACUCGGCUGGGGAAACUGACGAGAUGUCGACGGAAGUGUUGGGAAAUGAUGACAGGAGCAUUCUGGAUGACGACGUUGUAAAGCUUCAAGAGGAUACUCAACGUCUUCCUCUUAGCGAUUACAAUAGCUCGGUACAUUCCCCGGAUAAAAGCAGUCUUCAGGAAGGGUCUGGCGGUGAAGUCGCGGUAUAUUUAUCGGAGGAUGAUUAUGGAGGAGAAUUUUACGGGGAAUAUUCACACGAGAUCGAGGAGAGACGAGUCACAAAAGCUCUGAUAAUCGGAGUAAACGGAUCCUCAAUAAACGAAGACCUGCAAACACUAGAGAAGUUGAAAAGUAAUUUAAUUCCCGAGAACAUUGAAGGAAUCUGUGAGUGUAUGGAAGCGGGAAAAAAGUGCGCGUGUUCCGGGAAAUCAUCGGAACAGGAUGAAAACUUCGUCCGGACAUUUACUCAGAGAAUUGAGGAGAAAUAUUCCCCAAUGCAUAUCGAUUACAAUGUACCGGGGAUCGGUGCUAUCGUCAGCGUUGAACGUGUCACUGCCAUUCAAGUUUGGCUGAUGGACUGCUCGAGGCGACAACAAGGAUGGAUUGGACCGCGUAAUUUGAGGCAUUUUAUGUGCCCGAAAUUGUUUGAUGAGUACGACAGUAGUGAAAAUUGCGACGAUUGCGAAUGCGAUCAAUAAUCACUGAUAAUUCAUCACUAUAAACGUUGAAUGAGCGCCUUAUAAUCCGCUCCAUUGGCAUAAAAAUAAAUAUGAUAGUAAAUCAUAAAUCUUCGAAAAUCAUUUUAUAAUAUGAACAAAUGGAGCAUAAAAUCAUGCCUCCGUGCGGUACGCAUUACCGUCCCUCCAAUUAAUAAAUUAUGAGCGAAAAACUCCUGAGAGGAAAACAACUCUGCUGGCACGAUUUCCUGAGAAUGUUUAUGUUACUUUUACGAGGCAAUAAUAUUCCUGGCAAAAUCGUCGGGUAGUGAAAUUGUCAUGAGAUAUUGAACCUCGUACCGUUCACUUAUUCUUCACACAAUAACAGAAAAUCGAAAACCGGUGACGACGGAAAAACGUGAAUAAAAGUCGCGUCAGCUCGACGCCUCGUGCGACUGUAUUUUCCCCUGAACCGGACAAUCGAUAUAAUUGUUUCCGAGCCGAGGGCAUAAGGGCAAAGAGGGAUAUGAAGAGAGGAUUUAGAAUUUAUAAUAAUGUACACCUCAUCGGUCUAACAAAAUGGCCUCUCCGGCAAUAAUGUCAAUCGAAUAGACAAAAAAAAAUUAUUCUCAUUCACCCCUUUUUCUCAUUGAGUUAAUUCUUCCCUCAGUGGCAUCUUCAGUCCCAUUCGACCUUUUCCGUUGCCUCUUAGCGAUCUUCUCUCCGCCUGCGCCAAUAAAUCGAACGGCGCUCUCGCGGCUCGCCCCCUCCUUCAGUCUAUAGUGCAUACGACACACAAAGAGUAGAAAAGAGAUUGAAAAGAAACUCGACGGAAUCGCCCUUCAUUGCCCCUCUCCCUUCCUAUAAAUCGAUAGUCCAAUGGAUUCUCAGUCCCUGUUCCAUACAAUUCCCGCCUCAACUUUUCCCAGAAGUCUUUUAAAUCCUUUUUUCGUUGCUCGAAGCCAAUCCACAUUCUUCCUUUUCCUCUGGCUCAAGUCCUUCUUAUUUGCCAAUUGUAUCAUUGGUUUUUUCCGAAUUCCCCUGUUUUUACCCCAUUCUCACCUAUUUGACUGACGUAAUGGCGAGUGCGACCUACACACUGCGCCGCCGGUAGAAAUAGGGUGAAUGCCAACGCGCUUUCUACGACUAUGUCAGUUUCUAUAAAUAAACGACACUGGAAAGCUCAUUGUGCGUUACUGGAGUGAUGUACCUGGAGAGAGAGAGAGGGGAUGAACAUGCUAUUUCCCUACAUUACUUGAAUGACUACUAAAAACAAUUAUUUAGUGAUAAAUCAUGAGAAAUUUCUGAAUAAUUACACGAAGAGAAAAAUUCUUUAAAAAUUACGUGACAGUUCCAUAAUCGGACAGUAAAUUCAGUAUUCGGUAAAAAUUACGGAACAGGAACGCACUUUUUUAGGGAACUUUCAGGAAAUAGUUGACAACGUAUGGAACGUUCAGUAAAAAAAUGGGUAACUGUUCCAUAAUUUUUACUGAAUACUGUUUUGAUCGUAUUCAGUGAAAUACGGUCAAACUUUCAAACUCCGUGUGAAAAUUUAAGAUUAGAUUUUAUUUAUCAGUUUUUCCAUCGAAGUGACGUCAUUCACGACCAAAUUUCUAAAAAAUUGAAUUUUUGCUUUGUUAAAAAUAAAUAACAAUAGCAAAUAUUUCUAUCCCACUAUUUACAGUAAUUUGUUCAGGGACUUUCACCUGCCUCUCGGGAAUUCCUAUUUUCCGGAAUUUUAGAUUCCACCAUUUGGGAUUUCUCUUCCAGACAGUUGAUGCAACACUAUAAUUUACUCCCCCCAGUGCUUCUAAAUUUCGUAAUAAAUUCUCAUUCCAUGUUUAUUCCGUUUGUUUUUCGCUUUUAUUUACUCUUCGGUACCUGACGUGCAAUGAAAAUGCCUGUACCACAUGUAGAUUCCAGAGAUUGUUGGAAUGCCUAGUGGGUAAUGAUACGGUUUUUUAGGCUGAGUCGGCAUUGCAAAAAAAUAUGGUCCACUCAUACUUGCAAUCGAGAUAGCUUGUAGUAUUGGACGGUGGCGUUGGCCGAUGAGCUUUUUUUUUCAUUUAAAUCAUUAUUCUUCGGGCCAUACUGAAUGAGGAAACUGGAUAAAACGAGGAGGGGAAGGAGGAGAAGUAGGUGAGUAAAAUGAUGGUCUAGCCCGGAGAAAGGACGAGAGGAAAAAAUUGUGGGAGGAAAACUCGUUAGAAAAAGUAA